This is a messenger RNA of Rotaria sp. Silwood2, 1617 nucleotides long. Lineage: Eukaryota; Metazoa; Rotifera; Eurotatoria; Philodinida; Philodinidae. The record is from the annotation of a GenBank genome assembly.
AUGAUACAAAAUGAUUUGCUUGAUCAAGGUAAUGAAAAUCACGGUAUUUAUUUUAAAGUAAUAGACGAUCCUGGCGAGCAAGAUUUUGUAUUACCUGAAUUCUCAUAUGAUGGCUAUCCUCAAUUAUCAUUACCAUCUAAAAGGCCAAAACUUCCAUUAUGGAAACAUGAUUUUUUCUUUUCUCAUGGUGAUGAAAAAGAUAAUAUGUUUACAAAUCCCAAUAGUGCACUUGUGUUUGAAUUUUAUCCAUCGCAAAAUAUUGCUAAUAGUACACAUUGGCGUAUAGCAGGUUUACUUGGAUGGACAGCUAUUCUAUUAGAUACACGAUUAUUAAACGCACUUUCAUCAUCAAGUGCAAGAGAAGGCAUGAGAACUGAAGGUCUUCUGAUCAAUAGUGAAGGCGAUUUAACACCCGAAAGUGCGAAACAUUUAACAGCUGAAGUUGUUCUUCGUCUUGUUACUGAAAGACAUCCAACAAAAAAUCUUCUUUCACCAUCAAGUAAUAAUUUACCUGUAUUACCUUCGUACUAUAAUCAAGGUAUUCAACAAAAUGAUACUGAGCCUGUUUAUGUGCAAGUAUCUGUGCCACAGAAAAACUUUUUACCAGCAAUAAAAUCACCAACAGUGCCACUGCCUGUUGCUCGUUCACCUAUACAAUUUAUACAAAGUGCUCCACAAGCACCAGCACCAGCAUCAGAUAAUACUCGUUAUCGCAUUCCACGUAUUAAUCCAUAUGAUUUGGAUGAUAUUCCAACAGAAUAUCGAGCUAUGUUGGCAACAAAUUAUCCUCCACGUCGUGAUGAUGAUAUUAAUGGUUGGUUUGAUUAUUUUGAACGUGAAGUUGCACUUUAUAAACAAGCUAUUCGACGUAUUAUACAAGAUGUUGCACAAUUACGUGAACAGCAUAAAACAUUAACAGCAGCAAAUACUGAUUUACGAACAAAAAUAGAAAAUUUUGAAAAGAAAAAAAAAGUUUUAUAUGAAAUUUUUGAAGGUGAUAAAAUUGAUAAAGCUAAAAUUCAAGAUAUACUCAAUCGUUUAAAUGCUAAAAUAUCUGCUCAAUCACUUGAAUUAAAAGAAAAUUAUGCAAAAAUAAUUGCUUAUGAAAAAGAAUUAGCUCGAAGAGGUGAAUUACGUGCUCAAUAUGAUGCAUUAGUUCGUUCAAGUCAAGCACGUGAAGUUGAAAUUAAAUUAUUACAACAACGAAUCAAUAAAGCUGAUGGACUAGAAGAAACAGUUCGACGUCAAGAAAUGGUUAUUGAAAGACUUGAAUCAAUGAUUAAUAAUUAUAUGAAACAAAAACGAGUAGGAGGAGCAUUUAGUGAUAUUGAUAGAAAUUUUUUAUCUGAACAUGCUGCACUUGGUUUAGAAGCUCAACAACUUCAAGAGAGACGAGCAUCUGCCUUACGUCAUACCGCAAUGGUAAAUAGUCAUCGAGAUGAUCUUCUUCAACAAAAUAUAGGUUAUCAACAAGAAUUAGCUACGCUUAAAGCUCGAUUACAAGAAAAUUCAGCUGCAUGGGGAAAAGAAAAAGCUGAAUUGCUUGAAAAAAUUAACUAUAUGGAACCAUCGUCACCUACACCACGAACACGAAUACGAAAAACAAAAUUUUCUUAA